CUCUCUUCUCCUCUUCUAAAGAUGGUUACACCCCAAAGUCUGUUUACUCUCUUCGGGGUGUAUGGUGAUACCCAGAGGGUGAAGAUCCUCUACAAUAAGAAAGACAGUGCUCUGAUACAGAUGGCUGAUUCCAACCAAGCCCAGCUAGCCAUGAGUCACCUGAAUGGGCAGAAGAUGCAUGGGAAACCAAUCAGGGUGGCUCUGUCUAAGCACACCUCGGUGCAGCUGCCCAGGGAUGGACUGGAUGACCAGGGCCUCACCAAAGACUUCACCAACUCGCCCCUGCACCGCUUCAAGAAGCCUGGCUCCAAGAACUUCCAGAAUAUUUUCCCUCCCACCACUACUCUUCACCUCUCCAACAUCCCAACGGACGUUUCCGAGGAAGACCUCCGACUUCUCUUCUCCAACGCCGGGGGAACCGUGAACGCAUUCAAGUUCUUUCAGGAUCACAAAAUGGCGCUGCUCCAGAUGUCAACGGUGGAAGAGGCCAUCCAGGGUCUGAUCGACCUCCACAACUACAACAUGGGCGACAACCAUCACCUGAGAGUCUCCUUCUCCAAAUCCACCAUCUAAACUUAUUGCAUAAUGAUCGAUCCUCCACAACAUCCACCGCUUUCUGUUUUCCCUAGCAGGCAUUUGUUAAACCCUGUUGACUCGUUCCAGACUCUGGGGACCACAUUUGGACCUUUUAUUGUUUCUUUCUAAGUGUCAUCAGUCAUUCCUUCAGAGAACCAGAAACCCAAACCGGGGGGAGGAAAUGUUGUACUUCUAUGUUUUGAGGACAUUUUAACCCCUUCACCUGAUCCUGACCCCUGUGUUAGUCCCAUACCCUCUGAUCCUGACCCCUGUGUUAGUCCCACACCCUCUGACCCCUGUGUUAGUCCCACACCCUCUGACCCCUGUGUUAGUCCCACACCCUCUGACCCCUGUGUUAGUCCCACACCCUCUGACCCCUGUGUUAGUCCCACACCCUCUGACCCCUGUGUUAAUCCCACACCCUCUGACCCUGACCCCUGUGUUAAUCCCACACCCUCUGACCCUGACCCCUGUGUUAAUCCCACACCCUCUGAUCCUGACCCCUGUGUUAGUCCCACACCCUCUGACCCUGACCCCUGUGUUAGUCCCACACCCUCUGAUCAUGACCCCUGUGUUAAUCCCAUAGCCUCUGAUCCUGACUCCUGUGUUAACCCCCUGACCCCUGUGUUAAUCCCAUAGCCUCUGAUCCUGACCCCUGUGUUAAUCCCAUAGCCUCUGAUCCUGACCCCUGUGUUAAUCCCAUAGCCUCUGAUCCUGACUCCUGUGUUAACCCCCCUGACCCCUGUGUUAAUCCUAUAACCCAUUUGUAUGAUCAGCAAACUAUUUGCCUUUUCUACCUUCUCAUUAUGAAGGGUGGAUGAUUGGACAUGGGCGCCUCUUCUUUGACUAUGAUGAUUAGUUCUACAAGAUAUGUGCCUUACCAGACUAUCGACUCUUUUUACAUCCCAAAUAUUGACAUGAAUCCCUGUCUGAUUUUGAGGCACAUUUUAAUUUUGAUGUGAAAUUUAACAUGAUUUGUCUCUUCCCCGUGUCACUGUUGUAGUUUGUACGCUUCUGCCAUCCAAGUUUUGCCUUUUUCAGUUGCUGUUCAAUUUGUGGAGUUUUACUUCCCCCCCCUUCCCCGUUAAAUUCACUGUGGUUGUUGUGGAGAGGUGAACAAUAUGAGAUUGAAGUUGAAUCAGACUUUUUUAUUUUAAUUUUAGCUCAUUUAGACCAUGUUGCUUGAAGGUUUCUUGUAGAGGAACAACCAACAACACUGAUUUUUAACCCUGGUUAUUUUUCCUUUUUUUUGUUUAGUUUACACAUUUACUAAAAUAGUCUUAAUGUUUCUGUUCUUUAUAGGUUAUACUUCCCUUGUUUUUCAUCACAUUCAUGUACAUGGGUAGGAGGUGAGAGGUUUUCUAUGCAUCUACUGCCUGUUCUCUCUAGUUCUUGGAAUAAAACCUACGUAAUACUUUUACUAAUUUGAACUGCACUUAACGGCCACGAUAUUGUCAUACACAUGACAAAGCAAAUGUUAUGACUGUUUUGAAACACACAGUUCUAGCGAAGUGUUACCAAAAGAAAAAAAAAAUGCUUUUGCAUGUGUUGGAAGAGGUUAGCGAAGUAGAACCUGUUGUGAAGUCAACGUGUUGCUGUUUAGAGGGACAACCCCUGGUUGGGACCAAAGUCUGUGCCUUUUUCGUCUUUCAUUUACAGUUGUAUCACAAAGGAAAAAGAAUCAACAUUUUAAUGAACCCCCUCUGAUAUAUUUUGUGUAUCGGGGAGGAGAGAAAAAAAUAAGGUAAGGUACGGGACACGAUUCAUUAUCAACGACAUUAAUUCCUUAUACAUUUAUUUUAAGCAGACCUACACAUAAUAACCAUUAUGGUUUUAAGAAUCCCUCAACUUGCUGGAUAAACGUAUGUUUUCAAGAGAGAAAAAGUGUCUUUUCUAUAUUGGUUACAUUUUUUACAUCUCUGGAAAUGUAAGAUUCAGAUAUAGUUUGGAAGCGGCACGAUUAAAAUAAUUUUCUAACAAAAAAGUCGGGAGAUUUGGUCGGACGUGUUUUAGAUGUUUCUCUUCUAUCGUGUGUGUGUGAGUGUUCUGCUUUUCCUCUGUAGCAUGUUCAAUAAACUUCUGUAGCUCUUCA
Oncorhynchus masou masou (cherry salmon) is the source of this 2668-nucleotide messenger RNA. RefSeq names its product polypyrimidine tract-binding protein 2-like. Gene Ontology annotation, biological process: regulation of RNA splicing. The coding region runs from base 22 to 573 and encodes 183 amino acids. The transcript is spliced from 5 exons. Lineage: Eukaryota; Metazoa; Chordata; Actinopteri; Salmoniformes; Salmonidae. The record is from RefSeq and is a predicted model, not a curated record. Gene Ontology annotation, cellular component: nucleus. Gene Ontology annotation, molecular function: mRNA binding.